AACUUUGUUUUUUUUUUAUUGCUUUGCUGUUACUGGAAGUUGAAGUUUGUAUCCACAUGUGUCCGGACUCAGAAGCAACUGUAUCUAUGGUUGUAAAGAUCCACUUCUUAGUGGGACCCAUUUCUGACAUUUUGUUGUUGUGUCUACCCCCACAAACUUCUUUUCUAUUUGUUCUUUUAUCUUUUCCCAAAACUGAGUUGGUGACCAAAGUGGUAAAGACUUUCAGGCCUUUCUUCUUUAGUCUCCUCCAGAUUCUCUUUCUCGAUCAGCUCAGGUUCAUGAGUCAUAUGAAGAUCCGGGUGAAGCAAGCUAGCAUCGUGAAGCCAGCUGAGGAAACACCUAUACACAGUCUAUGGCUUUCCAAUUUGGAUCUGAUACAAGUGAGGUUUCACAUGGGCAUCCUCUACUUUUACAACCCUUGUUCCUCCUCAAGUCUUCCCAACACGCCAUCCCUCAUUGAUGCUCUGAGGAAGGUUCUUGUCCUCUUCUACCCUGCCGCUGGGAGGCUACAAAAGGAUAAGAAUGGGAGGUUGGAGGUCCUAUGCAAUGGAGAAGGAGUAUUGCUUGUAGAGGCUGAGACUGAUUCUACUAUUCAAGACGUUGGCUUACUCACUCAAGCUUUGGAUCUCUCUGAACUUGUACCUACUCUUGCCUACUCAGGAGACAUCUCCUCUCUGCCACUUCUUCUCUUUCAAGUUACAUAUUUCAAAUGUGGAGCCAUCUGUAUUGGAACCUUGAUACACCAUACAUUCGGGGACGCUGGCUCUCUUACAUGUUUCAUGGAAGCAUGGUCUAGAACUGCCCGGGGACUUCCCGUUACGCCAACUCCUUUCUUUGACCGCACAAUUCUCCGUGCACGAGACCCUCCCUCUCCUGUGUUUCCACACACUGAAUACCAACCACCUCCUUUUUACAAUCCUCCCGUGACAUCCUUGGCUUACAAAUCAAAUCCUGACUCCGAUUCUGGAGUUGUCAGUCUCAAGCUCACACGUCUCCAACUAAGAGCUCUUAGAGCCAAAACCGAGGUUGCUAAUCAUAAGUCGAUCAGCACAUAUGAACUUCUGGUGGCGCAUAUAUGGCGUUGUGCUUGCUUUGCGAAUGAAGAUUCAAGAGAAGAACACUUGACGAGGUUGCAUAUAAUACUUGAUGGGAGGUCAAGACUAGAACCUAAACUUCCACAAGGAUACAUUGGGAACGCUCUCUUUCAUGCUCGCCCCAUAUCCCUGCUGGGUGAUCUUCUGAGGGAGCCUUUCAGCAGAACAGUGGAGAGAGUUCAUGGAGAGAUAAGGAAAAUGGACAACGAGUAUUUGAGAUCAGCUAUUGACUGCCUAGAGAGACAUCCUGAUCUCGAUCAGUUGGUUCCUGGUGAAGGUAAUCCGAUCUUCAGCUGUGCAGCAAACUUCUGCAUCGUCAGUCUACGUAAGGAUACUUCUGCUUAUGAGUUGGAUUUCGGAUGGGGUAAGCCUUUCUUCAAGAGAACUUCACAUUUGAAUGAAGGGAAAGGUUUUGUAGGUAUGAGUUUAGACGAAGAAGGAAGCUUUAUUGUGUUCAUGUGCUUAAAGAAGACUCAGCUUAGUAAGUUCCGGAAGCUCUUCUAUGAGUUUCUCAAUGUAUCUGCGUUGUGAACUUUUCAUCUCAGUUGUGUUUGUGUGUUUAAAGAAAACUCAGAUUGGUUCAUGCCGCAAAAUCUCGAGUUUAAGUUAUCUUUAUAGUAAAUCACAUGUAAGGGUCAAUGAUUAUUAAGUAGUACAAACAUAUGUGAAAAGUAGUCUUAUACUAUGAAGAUCAGACUGCGCUCUCACAAAUGGAAGCUGAGGCCAAAUGAGCAUAUGCGGGUAUUUGGGUGGAUAACGAUGGGUUUAUAGCAGAAGGUCCUAACAUGAAUGUGGCGUUUGUGUUAAUGGUGGUAAGGAGCUUGUGAUGCCAUGGUUUGAUAACGUUGUGAGUGGGUGUACGUACACCAAGAGAACGAUUACACUCGCUGAACAGCUUGUAAGCAAGGGGAUGCUUAAAAGUGUGAGAAUUAUGGAUAUGACAGUUGAAGAUGGAAAGUAAGCUUAUGAGAUGAUGCUUCCUGGAAGCGGAGUUCUCGUCAAACCUGUAAUUCAAUGGGAUGAAGAAGUUAUUGCUGAUGGGAAAGAAGGUCCUAGCUAAGGCGCUACUGGAUCUGUUGCUGGAAGACAUGAGUUCUGGUCCACCACCUGUUCCUGUUCUUGUUCCAUACUGAGGCAAACCAUUCUCUUUGCUCACCAAAGACGAUCAACUUUGUUUUUAUUUAAUUGUUUUGCUGUUAUUGUAAGUUGAAGCUGUAUCCAAAACAUACAAUUCCAUUUAUCUAUAGUUGUAAAGGUUCACUUCUAAGUGGGACCCGUUUCCGACA
This is a messenger RNA of Brassica rapa (field mustard), 2380 nucleotides long. Its product is annotated as shikimate O-hydroxycinnamoyltransferase-like. Gene Ontology annotation, molecular function: acyltransferase activity, transferring groups other than amino-acyl groups. The record is from RefSeq and is a predicted model, not a curated record. NCBI's taxonomy places the organism in Eukaryota, Viridiplantae, Streptophyta, Magnoliopsida, Brassicales, Brassicaceae.